Psammomys obesus (fat sand rat) is the source of this 1026-nucleotide messenger RNA. It is a transcript of the gene Ppa2, whose product is annotated as inorganic pyrophosphatase 2. Gene Ontology annotation, molecular function: inorganic diphosphate phosphatase activity; magnesium ion binding. The record is from RefSeq and is a predicted model, not a curated record. NCBI's taxonomy places the organism in Eukaryota, Metazoa, Chordata, Mammalia, Rodentia, Muridae. Gene Ontology annotation, biological process: phosphate-containing compound metabolic process. Gene Ontology annotation, cellular component: cytoplasm.
AGAAUGUAGCUGGUCACUACAUUUCCGCCUUCCAUGAUAUUCCUCUGAAGGUGGACUGUACAGAGGAAAACGGCAUUCCCAGAAAAAAGUCACGAAAUGAUGAAUAUAAGAAUUUGGUCAAUAUGGUUGUGGAAAUACCUCGAUGGACAAAUGCCAAAAUGGAGAUUUCCACCAAGGAGCCACUGAAUCCCAUUAAACAAGAUGAGAAGAAUGGAAAGCUACGCUUUACACCAAAUAUCUUCCCUCACAAGGGCUAUAUAUGGAAUUAUGGGGCCCUCCCCCAGACCUGGGAAGACCCCCAUCUGAAGGAUAAGAGCACAGACCUCGGUGGAGACGACGACCCCCUUGAUGUUUGUGAAAUAGGCUCAAAGGUUCUUUCCUGUGGAGAUGUGGUUCGUGUGAAGAUCCUUGGGAUUUUGGCACUUAUCGAUCAGGAUGAAACAGAUUGGAAAGUAAUUGCUAUCAAUGUGAAUGAUCCUGACGCUGAAAAACUUAAUGAUAUUGAUGAUGUUAAGAAGUUCAAGCCAGGCUACCUGGAGGCCACUCUCGAUUGGUUGAGACUUUAUAAGGUACCAGAAGGAAAGCCAGAAAACAAGUUUGCUUUCAAUGGAGAAUUCAAAAACAAGGAUUUCGCCCUUGAAGUUGUUAACAAUGCACAUGAAUGCUGGAAAGCGAUGCUUGCAAAGAAAUGUGACCGGGGAGCCAUCAGUUGUGUAAAUGUGUACGUGUGUGAUAGCCCUUUCCGAUGCACUCCAGAGGAAGCAAGAUCAUUGGUUGAAUCGGCCCCAAAACAUUCAAUGUGUAAAGCAAGCAAUCUGGAAGAAGAGACGUGGCACUUCCUUGGCAAGUGAGGGGGACACUGGAGGCUUCUACAUCAAGACUUCAACCUCUGAGGAUCCCUGAGGUUCCUUUUCCCUCAGUGCUCUUGCCAGACAAGCUGAUGACCAUUUGAUGACUUCCUUUCAAAACAUCAUUGUUCUAAAACUUUUUAAAAAUAAACUUGUAAAUAAACACUGAUAUACAGAA